AUGCCGCGCAAACGCGCCGCAGGCUCGGUGUCAGAUAGUCGUCCCUCCAAGCAAUCCAAGCUAGCGGCCAGCUCAGACGACGCUUUUGAUGAUGAGGAGUCUAUGGAUAGCAUAUUGGCGCGCAUUCAGGAACAGGAAGAAAGCGAGGCUCUUGUCCGCCAACUUGCCAGCUCGGACGACCCAGCGGGAGGCGCCGGACCAUCUUCUACGGCGCCAGAGGCCAGUGGCUCUGGGGGCCAUAAUGACCCCGUGCUGGUCGAUGAUGAGAACGAAGAUUACGACGAAGACGCGGCUGUGCGCUGGGCCAUGGAAGAGUCUAUGAAGGCAGAAGCUUCGGCACAGGCCUCUCGACGAGAGUCCCUACAUCUGAUCGCUCAACGCAAAGAGAAGAAUAUCUCGACGGAGACGAACCGACUGCAGCCGCCCAUCGUAACCUCAACGUACCACACUGUGGAAAGUGACAUUCCGCCCGAUGUGCAGCUGGCGCCACACGUCUCGCUGUUUACUGAAGACGGGGCCUGUUCUUCGUGUUCGAGAACCAUGAAGGCUUCGCACGAUUUGACCGUCUUCUCCGCUCAUGACAUACCCCCAACUCUCGCGAUAGCAUUGCAUCUCGUCUGUAACCCUUGCAAACGUGUUCACUGCAGAGGCUGCAAAACAGUCCUCUCCUGCCCCGUCUCUUGCAAAGGCCCAAGUCAUUCCAAGUCUGCCGAAUGCGAAGCAAUCACAUGCUGCGCGGAUGUUCGCGCCAUCGCUUUAUACGAAGCCCUCGGCGCAGUCGAUCGUCUAUACAAUGGCGAGCAAAAGGCAUCGGCACAACGGGCGCACAAAGCGGCUAAGGAACGAUCGACCGAGGCGUCAAACUCAAUAGGUCCUGGCGGCACUGGUUAUGGAACUGGUUCCGACGAUUAUGAUGGCCAUCAUCCAACGGGGGGAUUCUACGCUUAUCGUGGCGGUUACGGAGCACGCUUGAAACCUACUCGUGGGCAUGGUCGGAGGGGCAGUAGGGCGACACGCACGACAAAACACAAUGCGGAGGCAGUAGCAGAUGGAUGGGACCAGACCAUUGUUCGGGCUUUGCGUGUCAUUACCCUGCUUCUUCCCGAGCCAUACGCGGAUGACCCGAAAACCUACGACCUCCUCCCGCAUGCAGCGAUUGGGCCGCUGCUUGGUCUGUCACAGGUCCCAGCUCUUCUCUCGGAUCUAUUGCGCAACGACUCGGUCAUCGAUUGGAGUGCACGCGCAGACGUCUAUCAAGCCACACUCAAUCUCCUUCGCCGCUUGGCAGACUGUGAGCUUACCGUUGGCGUUCUCAUCGAGCGCCCAUUCGAGCGGAAAGUUUGGGAGGGUCUCAGCGCUUGGAUGGUCGACGAGGACAACAACCGCGAGGUCGAUUGGACCAGCAAACCGGUCAGCCCAAGCAAAGGGAAGGGUAAGGGUAAAUGUCUAGACCCUGAACCACCGCAGUACGAGCGUGGUGUGACUCUGUACUCUCACUUCAAGAAGCUCACGAAACAAUGCGAGACAUUCCUGGCCAGUGCCGACCAAGUUAUGGACGGCAGCGGGAGUGAGGAGGAGGAGAUGGCGAUCAAGGCUGCUUCCCUGUGUGGAGAUGUCAUUGCGGCUCGCGAUGACCUCGAGCGGGCCAUGACAGUCCUGGGUCGCUCAAGGCAAGAGGCGGGGCCGUCAAUCGCCACGUCAAAACCGGACUGCGGGCCGUCCACACGUAGUUCGGCUCGUGCAAAAGGCAAGGGCAAGGGUAUAGACGACCUCGUCGGAAUGGAGAACCACGACUCGGGUGGACUUCGCUUUCCCUUCUACUACAACGCAGAAGUGCGCGAAUCCGCAUCGUCGACGCGUACGCCCAAGAAUCGGCUACAUCUCAUCAAAGAGCUAUCAACAAUAGCUACGAGUCUUCCACCCGGUGUCUUCAUGCGUGUUGACGAAGUACGCAAUGAUGUUAUCAAGAUCCUCAUCGCAGGACCGGACGGUACGCCGUACGAAGGCGGGUUGUUUGAGUUUGAUUGUUUCAUACCACUUGAAUACCCCCAUGUUCCACCGAAAUUGCAUCUGCGGACCACCGGCGGUGGCUCAGUACGCUUCAAUCCUAAUCUAUACAACGAAGGCAAGGUCUGCCUGAGUCUACUAGGGACGUGGCCUGGGCGGCCGGAAGAACAGUGGCAACCGGGAAAGUCAACACUGUUACAAGUCAUAGUCAGUAUCCAGAGCAUGAUCCUCAUCGACCUUCCAUACUUCAAUGAACCCGGUUACGGCCAGGCUAACCCCGAUAACCCGGCUAGCGUCAGUUAUAACCAUAACAUUCGCGCGCAAACCACUCGAUGGGCUAUCGUGGACUGGAUGAAGCCCGAGAAUCGCACGAGUAUCUGGGCUGAUGUGAUCGCCACGCACUUCGCAAUACGCAAAACGAGGAUCUGCACAACGAUUGGUUCAUGGAUCUCGACGAGGCGUUGCUCAUGGUUCACGGCGGCGUGUCUCACAGACGUCCUCCUAAGAAAUCUCCUUUACCGAAAGGAGUUAAUUUGA
Messenger RNA from Peniophora sp. CBMAI 1063, 2544 nucleotides. Lineage: Eukaryota; Fungi; Basidiomycota; Agaricomycetes; Russulales; Peniophoraceae. The record is from the annotation of a GenBank genome assembly.